AGUCCACCUCUAUUUGGUGUGCGCGUGAGCUUACUUCCCUAUUUCUUCCUCAUAAAAACCUAAACUCACAUUAAACGCAUCUCCCACUCUGUUCUGCAAACCAUAGUACUGAACGUUCACUCAAACAGCUACGCUCACCUAUUCAGAUAGAAAAAACACACAACAGAGAGUAUAUAUAUCAACAGCAGCAAAAGACCAAACAGCAAAAAGGCAUUAACCCAAAACACCAUCAAACAUGCCGAUCGCCGCCGCCGCCGCCGUUAACUUCCAUCCGACGACAACACGCUACAGCGGAGCAUUCGCCUCACCACCUUCUUCACCCUUCCGCACCUCCGUUUCCAUCUCUAACUCCGUCAACACACGUGUUACUUCGCUCUCGUUGUCCAUGAAUUCUAUCCCUAAUUUCACCACCACCCGCCGCACAUUCCUACUUUUAUCCUUUGCUGCUUCUGGCGGCAGCGGUGGAGACGAUAAUUUCAACGGAGGUAACGGAGGCAGCGGCGGAAACGGCAGAGGUGGCGGCGGCGGUGAUAACGAGGAGAGCGGCGAUCAGAAAAACAACAAAAAGGAAGCUUUGAUGGCAUUGACGGAGGCAGGUAGGUCAUUGGAGAGUUUGCCGAAGGAUAUGAAGGCGGCGAUAGAGGAUGGGAGAAUACCUGGAUCCAUAGUAUUAAGGUUCUUUGAGCUAGAGAAAUCUCCAUUAUUGGCAUGGUUGCUUCAAUUUGGAGGGUUUAGGGAGCGGCUUUUGGCAGAUGAUCUUUUCUUAGCUAAGAUUGCUAUGGAAUGCGGCGUUGGUAUAUUCACCAAGACUGCUGCUGAGUAUGAGCGCCGCCGGGAAAACUUUUUUAACGAGCUGGAAAUUGUUGCGGCAGAUGUGGUGAUGGCCGUAAUAGCAGAUUUCAUGCUCGUCUAUCUUCCUGCUCCUACUGUUUCUCUCCGACCACGAAUGGCAGGUGAUGCUGGACGAAUUGCCAAGUUCUUCUACAACUGCCCAGAUAAUGCCUUUCAGAUGGCUCUGCCUGGAACAUCGUACACGUUGUUGCAAAGAUUAGGUGCAAUAGCGCGCAAUGGGAGUAAACUUUUUGCUGUUGGAACUGCCUCUUCCCUGGUUGGCACAGUAGUGACAAAUGCAGUACUAAAUGCUAAGAAGGCUGUUAAUAAGUCCGAAGAGGUGGAGACUUUGCCUGUUCUUUCAACCAGUGUAGCUUAUGGUGUUUAUAUGGCAGUUUCUAGCAACCUUCGGGCGCCAGUCCAGUUGGCUUUCACCCCCUCGCCUGUUAUCCCGGGAGGGGCUGGCUCUAUUCUGAUCUGUCUGAAAACACCAAGUGUAGAUAUCUGGAUACUAAUAUUGUCAACCCAAUACAAUUACAACAACCCCCCNAUGUGCUUUGCUGUUCGAACAGGCAACACAUUCUUGGGUUCACUGUUGUGGGUCGAUUAUGCUCGUUUGAUCGGAAUUCAAAAGGCUCACGAUGAAGUUCCUAUCCAAAAGGCUCAGGAAGUUGAGUCAUAGGUACAUCCGCUUGGUUUUGAAUUCCGAAAGGUCGAUGUGUGCUUGUUAGACCAUUUGACAUUAAGUAGGUUAGCGGGAAAUGAUUCGCUCUAGCAGAGGUUAUAGACCUAGCAUCUUCUUAGGCCUCUCAAGUAUCUAUACGUGUAUCGUAGUUUGAAGACCUUAUGAUGUUCCUUUUUGGGUUGAGAUAUCUUCUGCUAAGUCUUUGCUUGAAAUUUUCUAUCCUUUCUGGUACUUGAUAAGUACCAACUACAGGAUUGGAUUCUGAUUGUAACUCAAAUGCAACGUUCAUUUGAGCAGAUUCAUAAUAAGCACACAGUUUUUUUCGCGCUUGGAUACGUAUUGAUGAUAUGCUUUCUUGAACAUGAACAGCUUUCUUGAACAUGAACAGACUUAUUGCAGUUCAA
This is a messenger RNA of Nicotiana tabacum (common tobacco), 1920 nucleotides long. The record is from RefSeq and is a predicted model, not a curated record. Lineage: Eukaryota; Viridiplantae; Streptophyta; Magnoliopsida; Solanales; Solanaceae.